CAGUGCUGACACUGAGUCGAAACGCUCGCUCCAGCUUCUCAUCAAGCGUCUUUGGGGUUCAUUUGUCGUCUUCCAAAUGGCUUUGCAAAUUGGGGACACUCGUCUAAUUUGUUCUAGUGCGGCCUCCGUAGUUGAGGAUGGUUGGCAGUCGUUGCUAGGCGACCACGAAAAGUUGUUGUAAACGCGCCUGAUGGUUCGGCUCCACGGUAAACCGUUAAACAAAUGAUGCCACCGUAGAUCACAUUUUUUCAUAUUUAGAAGAAAAAAAAUUGCUAACGUUUUUCGUUGAUCUAAUCGCUUUGUACUAUUUGUCGGUAAACAAACGUCUUUGUACACAAUUUAGCCGCACGAAAUGUACGGAAAUCUCACACCAAAGUAGACUUAGACUACUGAACCGUUUUGGGGGGCUUUUACGGUCACGGGCAGGAAUUUUGAAGACCACCAGAGAUGCCUGCUACUGACCUUUUGGCCAAGGAGGAGAAGUACAAGCUGCUAAAUGCAAAGCUCGAGGCCAAAGCAGCCAAUCUGGCGAUGCAAGCGGAUCAACUCAAGAAAGAACGAGAUGAUUUUCUGUCAAAGCCUUUGACUACGCUCCCGCUGGGGGAUUUUGACAAUGAAAAAGUGGCAAGUAACAUCAAGGAUCGGGAAACGCCUGUGCCGAAGCCUCGCAAGGUGGAACCCAAAAGGUCACAAGCGUCAGAAGCACAAGAGUCCAAUUCCAAGCCAGCAAUUUGCGGAGAUGCUUUAGGAGCGGCGGGAGACUCCGCCGAAUCCUUCGUGGCGAGGACGAUAAAAAACAUCGAGGGCAGGAUGAACCAUUUGGUCCCUUACGACGUCGUCUCCAGCGACGGCGACAACGAAGGGACGGCGGGCGUUUCAUGCGCACAAAUCCAUGCCCUGAUGGCCAACAUCAAGAUGAUGCAAGAGGAAAUGGAUCAGCUUCUCAGUGAAAGAAGAAGGAAGGAUGACGAAAACAUCAGGCUGAACGCCAAAGUCAAGCAGCUGGAGGAGGAUCGGAUCAAGCUCCAGCGGACCGUCAACAUCCAGCAGACCAAGAUGGACAAGCUCAAAGCGUCGGAAAACGAGGCCGCCGUCAAGUGCGACAGCCUUCAGCUGCAAGUGUCCGCUUUGCAAAAGGAACUGGAGAAGCUGAAUAAAUCCAGCAAGCAAGGAGCAGCCGCACACAACACUGCGGAGCUUCGUCUCUCCAGAGCUCUGGACGAGGUGGAACGCUUGAAGUCGGAAAUCAACAAAACCAAGCAGAUGAACAGGGACAAGACCAACGAGGAACAGCAGACGCGGGAAAACCUCCUGGCAGAAAAUAAACUGCUGAAAAAGCAGAAAGGGGAACUCGUGGUGGGCUUGAAGAAGCAGCUCAAGCUGAUCGACGUUCUCAAAAGACAAAAGAUGCAUCUUGAAGCUGCCAAACUGCUAUCUUUCGCAGAGGAAGAGUUCGUCAAGGCCCUCGACUGGGGCAAACCGUAAAGACGGAAGACUUAAUAAAGUCGUAGGACAUUGAAAAUGUAUAUACUGAAACCUUGAUCAAGACUGAAGGUGGAAAAACAGCUUCAAACCAUUGAAAGUUAUGUUUUACUUGACUUUGAGGUGAAAAAUUCACCGAUUACCUUGUCUCAUUUCAUCCACUGGUGUCAAUAAAUGGCCGGCUAAUCUUCAAAAGUGAAAAGUAUGAAAUAAAAUCGAAGAAGGCAUGCAGUAAGGACGCCGUACGACUGUGCCUGUGCGGUUAGAAGACCAGACUGCCUAGUUAUGGGCGAGAGGACUCUUGUUUUGUAUCGGCGCCUGGUAUUGUUUGCCGGUAUCAUCCCAAAACAGAUACCAGGCAUCGGUUCUCGCUUAUCCCUAGUUUUAACCUCGAGAAACUGCUGUGAGACGGACGACAUCUCGGGUUGGGUGGUCGGCGGCGCUCUCAGCGGGUCACUCGUGUAUCCCUGACGAGGCCCGAGACAACCGC
Molecule: messenger RNA, 1972 nt
Organism: Syngnathoides biaculeatus (alligator pipefish)
Lineage: Eukaryota; Metazoa; Chordata; Actinopteri; Syngnathiformes; Syngnathidae
Gene: tex9
Product: testis expressed 9
Exons: 11
Coding region: 448-1485 (345 amino acids)
Source: RefSeq, a predicted model, not a curated record